Molecule: messenger RNA, 1624 nt
Organism: Vigna angularis (adzuki bean)
Lineage: Eukaryota; Viridiplantae; Streptophyta; Magnoliopsida; Fabales; Fabaceae
Exons: 11
Coding region: 54-1307 (417 amino acids)
Biological process (GO): DNA replication; DNA replication initiation
Cellular component (GO): replication fork protection complex; nucleus
Molecular function (GO): DNA replication origin binding; single-stranded DNA binding
Source: RefSeq, a predicted model, not a curated record
AAUCACUAAAACCCUAACCCUUUUUCUCUUCUCUUCUCUUGUUGUAUUGUGAUAUGUGUCGCAGAGGCAGAGCAUUAGUCACCAUGGCGAGCCACGAAGACGACCUCGAUCUCCUUCUCUCUCUUCAAGACAGAGUUCCCGACACUCCUCCUGCUUCUCCCACACCAGGUUACCUUUCCGAUGACGAAUCGCUCAACCAAAGGGACAAACCUGACAUGUCCGUAUUCAAAAACGCCGUUCAAGAUUGUCUUCCCUAUGACCCCCCAAAAGCGCUCAAACCAACUAACAAACCUGUUACUAACGAUUCCCAGCUUGAAAAGUUUUCAGGCCUUCGCAUUAAGAACCAAUUGUUAACUCAUGCGGAGUUGAAGGAACAAUUUUCAGACAUUCGCUUUGUUCGGUUAUCUGUUAUCAAGAAUUCGUUGAUUGGAGAUAGUUUCUCUGGAAAUUGGGCCACUGUUGGUGUUUUGACUGAGAAGGGGAGUCAGAAGACAAGUUCAACGGGGAAAAGCUUUUCUAUAUGGAAAAUUGGGUGUCUGGAUGAAUGUACCAUUUCUCUUUUCUUGUUCGGAGAUGCUUAUCAGAGGAACAUGCAAGAGCAAGCGGGAACGGUCUUUGCACUGUUUAACUGUGCUGUUCGCAAGGAUAGUGCGGGCAAUGGUUUUUCUUUGAGUAUAUACUCCCCUAGACAAAUUGUGAAGAUGGGCACCUCUGUUGAUUAUGGGGUUUGCAAAGGGAAGCGAACAGAUGGGAUUGCUUGUACGCUGGUCAUAAAUAAACGUCAUGGGACAUAUUGCAAAUAUCAUAAAUCAAAAGCAUCAGAGAAAUAUUCCACGAUGCGAAGUGAACUCAUGGGAGGAAACUUAAGAACAGCGUUUAGGCCUAAGUCUAGGGAUUACCUCAAAUCAGAAGGAAUUUACUUAGUUGACCCCCUUGCUGACAAAACAAACUCGAAGAAUUCUCGGCCAGUGAAACUAUUGUCCGCGGAUGGUCUCAGAAAGGCAUUGAGCAAUGCAGGAAAAGUAACAACAACUCCUCAUUCUCAAGGGAUCAGGUUUCUUUCUCAGCUUGCAGCCAUGACGAAUCCGAAAGCGAAGGAUAAAGGAUCAAAGAUUCCACAUGAACAAAAAUGUACGGAGAAGAGGAAAUCAUCCUUUCCGAAUGUGGGAUCUUCUUCAGUCAUAGGAAACCGACAGUUGGAUGGAAAAAGAAUAAAAUCAGAUGACCAGGUUUUGGCUGCUAAAACUUCAAAGCCUACUGAAAAGAUGAUUGAAUUAGACUUUGUAAGCUCGGACGAAGACUUCUAAAUUUCCUAUAUUGCUCUCAGCCCCACUUUGUCGAGCAGAACUGUGUGUCCGUGAGUAGGAAGUGAAAGCUUUCCACAGAUGGUAUCAUAUGCGGUAGCCUACGGUAGUGACCCUAUAAUUGCUGUCAACAUGUCAAAUUAUUUUGAACUGUGGUAGGAUUGAUGUUAGAAAAUUGAAUAAACGGAAGUAGUAAAAAGUAAGCACUACCAUUAUUUAAAUUUUGUAAAUUAAGGAUGGAAUGGGAUUAGUUCUACUUCGUUUACUUUGUGAGGAGUAUUUUUUCUUCUCUAACAUGAAAUGAUUUGAUUUUGAUAUAA